Messenger RNA from Racocetra fulgida, 302 nucleotides. The record is from the annotation of a GenBank genome assembly. Lineage: Eukaryota; Fungi; Glomeromycota; Glomeromycetes; Diversisporales; Gigasporaceae.
GACAUUUGACGAAACAAAUAGUGAUGACAGUAGUGAAGAAUCAAGCGACGAAAAUGAUGCUGAUGCUGGUCACCAAAAUAAUGAAGAGGAUCAAAGCGACGAGUUCGAUAUGAUUUCUGAAAGUGGCCAAGAUAUGAGUGAAAGUAAUACCGAUGAUCUUGACUCAAUAGAAGAAAAUGGAGUUAAAAGUGAUGAUAGUGAAAAUGAUAGCAAUUCCCCAAUUCAUAACGGCAAUAACAACGAAGGAAACGGGAUUUCAGACAGCGAACUCAGUGAUGCUCCAACUUCAAGCAACGAAAAUA